AUGGCCAAAUUUCUUGUCAGACAGUGGAGAAAAAAUGGAAGUGUCUGGUCAGGAGGAGUCUGGCCAGGAAUCUGGCUUUGGGACAUGCCGGACUUGCCUCAGAGAUUCCAAACAAAUGCAGUCUAUCUAUAAAACCGUUGAGAUUUCCAAGAGAAAAGAAGAAUUGGCGAUUUUUCUGAAGGAAUUGACCAAUCUUCAGUUUGUUCAGGACGAUGGAUUAUCAAUUUUAAUUUGUCAGGAAUGUAUUGAGAGGCUCUCUGGUGCAAUUUCAUUCAAGGAUAUGUGUUUGAAUUCCUACAACACCCUUCGAGGGAAUAUUGGGAGUAGUAAUGUGAUUAAGAUCGAAGAAGUUCUCUUGGAGGAAGCUCGAGUAAUUCAGGAUAAUCAUGAAGGCAAUAGAGAUACAAGAAAUCAACGAACUACAAGAUCAAUGGAUUUAAGUCUCAAGAUUAAGGAAGAACUUCCUGAUGUUGAAGAUUACAGGGAAGGCUGCAUGAAUGAGGAGUGUCCUGGAAAUAACAGUAUGCAGGAUCACAUGGUGACAGUACCAAAAAUUGAAGCAAAUGUUGAGGUGAUUGAGGAUAAAUUAAAAUGGUGGCGAAGUGAUGGUAAACCCUUUCAGUGUGAUAUGGAGGAAGUGGAGAUUCCCAGGUACUAUGGAAAUUCAAAUUCAUCAAAGAAAAACAAACGUGGACGGAAGAAGAAGUCAGAAUGCCCGCCAAGCACACAAAAUCAAGAUCCUGAUUAUAAACAAUCGAAAGGAAAAAAGUACAAAAAAUACAAGAACUACAAUAAGCCCCACACGUGUCCUAUAUGUGGGAAGGUCCUUAUUGGUAAUCUCAAAAUUCACCUAACUUCCCAUUCGGAUGAGAAACCCUUUGAAUGCGCCCACUGUUGGAAGGCGUUUAAGAAUAAAUCCUCCCUUAGGGGGCACAUUAUUAGCCAUUUGACUGAUCAACCCUAUAAAUGCAGCAUUUGCCAUCAACAAUUUCCUACUAAAACCAGAUUUGAUAUCCACACGAGGACUCACACAGGGGAAAAGCCCUACUUGUGCCCAAUCUGUGGCAAGGGCAUGUCACGAAAGAUUGACCUAAAUGUUCAUAUUUCCACCCAUUCCGACGAAAGGCCGUAUGAAUGUGAAAUUUGCAAGAAAACCUUCAAAACAAAAGGCAAUCUCUACCACCAUGGAUUGUCUCAUACCAAACGGACGCGUUUUGAAUGCGCUCAAAUUCUGAUGAUACGUCCUGCUUACUAUCUAAGGUAUUACUAUCUGGAUAUUAAAGCUCUGAAUACAGGUGGGAGAGAACUAGAAACGACAGGGUGCCUCUCAGCCGUUUAAAGAGCGAACCGCUCAUAGCAGGGAGGAUCUUUUCCUUUAACCCUGAACAGGAAAUGCUUAGAUAGAUGGCAAGACCAAUGGCAAAAUGAAACCAGAGGCAGACUUGCCUUUUCAAUUCUACCGGAAUGCAGGAGGAAUCCCUGGUGUCUAGGGUUAGAAAAUGUUGGUAAAGAAAAAAUAUCCUUUACCAACAGGAUUAAAAGCAACCACUUCAGGCUUAAUACACAUCUGGCUCCGGUUUGGUAUAGUGGAGAGUAUGUUAUGUGAUGUUUGUAAUUUAUAUGAAGAUGUCGAUCAUGUGCUAUUUACUUGUCCUAAGUAUGGUAGCGGGAGAGAGGAUCUUGUUAUUGCGUGCAGUGAAGUCUGUGAUAGUCCUUAUUCUAGGGACAUUGUGGCACUAGCCAUUAAGCAGAAGAGAUUGGGACCAUUGAUGGGAAUCGCUGAUUUUCUGAAACGGAACAGAAUCUUCUUAUAAAGCAACCGACUUGCCUCAAGAUUGCAGUUUAGUAGUCCCCUUUGACUACAGACUUUCUAAUUCUAAUUCGGGUGGGAGGGUGGCAAAAAAAAAACAAACUCUGAUAUUUUUCUUCUAAUUUUCGUAGAGCCUACUAUGAUUGAACUAAAAUUCUUAAACCUUUUAACUGCAAGCAAGGCCUACUUGGUUUCCAAAAAGAUUAAAUUUUUUCUUGCAUUUCCUCUUAAGGAAUGUGGAAGGAAGUGCCGCACUAAGCAGGUCUACGUGCAGCAUCUUCGUACCCAUACCAAGGAGCGCCCAUUUGAAUGCAAUUUUUGCCACAAAACCUUCAAUGCUCUGCACAUUCUGAAGCGUCACAUUUACCUGCACACUGGCGAGAAGAAGUACAAAUGUACCAUCUGCCCAGUGGGCUACAUCCAACGGCAGGAUCUCACGCGCCACAUGGCCAAGCAUAAGGAGGAGGAAGAGAUAAAAACGCCAGGGUAGUGUUUUAGAAUCAGAACGCUUUAUUUUUCGUGAAGUUGUAUUCGAAUUGCAAGUAAUAAAUUCAUUUCUCUCUCUAAAA
Molecule: messenger RNA, 2379 nt
Organism: Lutzomyia longipalpis
Lineage: Eukaryota; Metazoa; Arthropoda; Insecta; Diptera; Psychodidae
Product: zinc finger protein 37-like
Exons: 3
Coding region: 35-1339 (434 amino acids)
Biological process (GO): regulation of transcription by RNA polymerase II
Cellular component (GO): nucleus
Molecular function (GO): RNA polymerase II cis-regulatory region sequence-specific DNA binding; DNA-binding transcription factor activity; zinc ion binding
Source: RefSeq, a predicted model, not a curated record